Molecule: messenger RNA, 1658 nt
Organism: Grammomys surdaster
Lineage: Eukaryota; Metazoa; Chordata; Mammalia; Rodentia; Muridae
Gene: Inha
Product: inhibin subunit alpha
Exons: 2
Coding region: 853-1464 (203 amino acids)
Biological process (GO): SMAD protein signal transduction
Cellular component (GO): extracellular region
Molecular function (GO): cytokine activity; growth factor activity
Source: RefSeq, a predicted model, not a curated record
UCUAGCCCACUCUAAGGUCUCCUUGCUUCCCUGCCUUCAGCCCCUGGCAACAUAAUAGCAGGAAGUAUGGAUUUCAGAUCAAAUAGAAUCCUGGUCUUGCCACUUCUAGCUGACUGUCAGUCUCUUUAAUGUCUUGUCUUGAGAAUGGAUCAAUUGUUAGAAUUUAUAAUGAGAGAGACUGUGUUCUAGUCCAGCCCCAAUCGCCAGUCUUGACGACAGCUGGCCCAUGAUAUUUACUAUAGUCUGUGUGUACACUGGAACAGGAAUGACAGCUGUCCUUCCCUGGGAAGGACUGACCUCUUCUCUUCUCCUUUGCCUACCAUUCUUUCUCUUUUCCUCUUCCUCCUCUGUCUAUGUUAGUUUAUGCAUAAUGCCUGUACGUGUGUGGAGGUCAGAGGUCAGAGGUUGACACUGAACAUCUUCCUUAGUCACUCUCCACCUUUGUUUUUGAGACAGUCUCUCACUGAAGUAGGACCUCACUAAUUCGUUAGACUGACUGGCCAGCAGAGCCGGAGUGUCUGUCUCCUCAGGACUGUGAGAGUACACCCUGCUCUUUAUGUGGGUACUGGGAUUGACCUCUGGUCUUAAUGCUGAAACAACAAGCAUUUUACCAACUGAGCAGUCUCCCUACCCUGUGCCACCUGUGAGGACCAGGCAGCUACUGGAGGGCUCGCCCACGAGACUGAGGAUGGUCUCUUCACUUAUGUAUUCCGACCAUCCCAGCACAUACGCAGCCACCGGGUGACUUCAGCCCAGCUGUGGUUCCACACAGGGCUAGACAGGAAGAGCACGGCAGCCUCCAAUAGCUCUGGGCCCCUGCUAGAUCUUCUGGUGCUAUCCUCUGGGGGGCCCAUGGCUGUGCCUGUGUCCUUGGGACAGGGCCCUCCACGGUGGGCUGUACUGCAUCUGGCAGCCUCUGCUUUCCCUCUGCUGACCCACCCCAUCCUAGUGCUGCUACUGCGAUGCCCACUCUGUUCCUGCUCAGGCCGGCCUGAGACCACUCCUUUCCUGGUAGCCCACACUAGGGCUAGAACACCCAGUGCGGGGGAGAGGGCCCGGCGUUCAACUCCCUCAAUGCCUUGGCCUUGGUCUCCUUCAGCUUUGCGUUUGCUGCAGAGGCCUCCAGAGGAACCUGCUGCCCACGCCUUCUGCCACCGAGCUGCCCUCAACAUCUCCUUCCAGGAGCUGGGCUGGGACCGCUGGAUCGUACACCCUCCCAGUUUCAUAUUCCACUACUGCCAUGGUAGCUGCGGGAUGCCCACAUCUGACCUGCCUCUGCCAGUCCCUGGGGUUCCCCCUACCCCGGUUCAGCCCCUGUUUUUGGUGCCAGGGGCUAAGCCCUGCUGUGCUGCUCUACCAGGGAGCAUGAGGUCCCUACGUGUCAGAACCACCUCAGAUGGAGGUUACUCUUUCAAGUAUGAGAUGGUACCCAACCUUAUUACACAACACUGUGCUUGUAUCUAAAAACACCUUGUGUCCGCCCACAGCGGAUGGCCACCAUCCCAGGUCGUUUGUCAGCUAGGAAGAAGGUGGGUGUGGAAAGUAGACAGUUUCCACCUCCUUUCCUCUACGUCUAUCUUUGUGAGGGUUCCAUAUCCCGCUCCACCCAGGUCCUGUGGAUAACAAUAAAGAAGGAAGUGUGUGUGACUUUGUAUGCA